Molecule: messenger RNA, 597 nt
Organism: Eleginops maclovinus (Patagonian blennie)
Lineage: Eukaryota; Metazoa; Chordata; Actinopteri; Perciformes; Eleginopidae
Product: small integral membrane protein 29-like
Exons: 4
Coding region: 249-578 (109 amino acids)
Source: RefSeq, a predicted model, not a curated record
GGGGGGAUGUUUUGGACAUUAGAAGGCAUCCUUCGAACUGUAAUCUAUUUCUUAGUCAUGUCAAUUGAAACAUUCAACAAAGUGCAUUCUGAUUUUUGGAUUAGAAAUCUCUUAGUUUGACUAUUGCAAUAUUUACGAGGAUUUCAAAAACCCAACAUGGCAUUUUAGUGGGAAUGACAGCAACGGCACUCCGCUGAAUGUGUCACCAAGGUGUCAGCUGAGGUGCACGACACAUAGGAGUGUACUAUAUGGACGAGGAGAAGCAAGAAAUGCAUUUCAACCACACAACUCCCCACAUUUCACCCUCCCAAAAAACCAAACCUGGAUCUCCUGGGUACUUUGCACUCAUCCCAAUUGUACUGCUCAUAUUGAUUGGAUGUGCGGUGGCAAUGGUUUAUUAUUUCAGAAGAAAGUCAAGAUUAGAUGAGCUACGUCACAGGAUGAUUCCUCUGUACACCUACGACGCCGCAGAGGAGCAGGACCAAUGGGAUGACGCUGACAGGGAGGAAGACGAGGAGCUGGCUGAACCUUUAUACAAGAAGGGGAAGCUGUCCUUUUCAUCUGAAUAUGGAUUAUGAACUGGAAAUCAAUCAAAAA